GUAUUUUUUAUCAUCUUUAUUUUUCUUUCUAUGUUCCUCAGGUGUACAGGUAAAAUGGCUUUGUUUAUUCGAUUUCACAAGCAUGGCUGUUGAGUUUUCUAAUAUGCCAGCAGCAGCUAAUAAGCUCUGACAUAGAAACCACAUCCUUUUCCUGCUACUAAUGUAUCCUUACCCUGACAUUAGCCUACAUUCUUUCAUGGCUUCAGACUCAUUUGAUCUCCACACACUGUUUGCACACUUAAUAAUGAGUCAAAUGAGGCUGAUUCAUUAUUAUGGAUGUAGUGAGACCCUCCUCUCUAAAUGUACCUGUCUCAUAUUGAUCUCCUUUGUCCCGGGGGGGGGUAUUUUUUUGGGCUGGGGUGGCGUCUUCAUAGAAUGGCGAUUCACAGAGUGGGAGAAUGGACAGAGGAAGCUCUCUUCCUAGUAUUCUGGAACAGAAGAUAUAUCCAUAUGAAAUGCUGGUUGUGACCCACAGAGGGCGCAGUAAGCUUCCUCCAGGUGUUGACAGGACCAGAUUAGAGCGGCAUCUGUCUCCAGAGGAAUUCCAGAGCUUAUUCGGAAUGUCCAUCACAGAAUUUGAUCGUCUGUCACUAUGGAAACGGAACGACCUGAAGAAGAAAGUGUCCCUUUUCUAACAUUUGGACAUUUGGACUUGGACACUGAACCCCUCGCCCUCCAGAGACGCCAGUAAUGUUCACUCUAAUCUAAUACAGAUGCUAUGCAGACAUUUCAAGAUAAGCAAGGAAGAUGACGCCACAUCACCAGAUGUUAUUUCACUCACAUAUACAGUAGUCUCUGUGCGUCGCUGGUGUACAUAAUAAAGACAGGAUGAAGGUUCUCGCAUCCCUACAGUCGCUCCAUAUGUGAACAAAUCAGAUUUCAUAAACUGCUCCAGCCGUUUCUUUACGCCUUACAUCUGUUUCAAAUUCUUAAAGUGCCCAGAGAUGUUUAUAAUAAUAGGCCUAUAUAUUUACACAAAGUUUUAAUCGUAAACAUCACUUUUUUUUUUUUAUUGUCAUCACUAUUACACUAUAAACUUAAUUUAUUGUAUCCAAAACAAUGUAUGGCACU
This is a messenger RNA of Sinocyclocheilus anshuiensis, 1071 nucleotides long. RefSeq names its product dematin-like. The transcript is spliced from 3 exons. Bases 399 to 635 code for a protein of 78 amino acids. Gene Ontology annotation, cellular component: actin cytoskeleton; plasma membrane. Lineage: Eukaryota; Metazoa; Chordata; Actinopteri; Cypriniformes; Cyprinidae. The record is from RefSeq and is a predicted model, not a curated record. Gene Ontology annotation, biological process: actin filament bundle assembly; cytoskeleton organization; lamellipodium assembly. Gene Ontology annotation, molecular function: actin filament binding.